UUGUAACGGUCGAACACGAAAGCACGACGUUUUCUUCUCUUUUUCUUCCAGUUUCGGAUGUUUGCUGGAGGCGUUAAACGUAACAGAAUUUUUUGAUUCAUUUUCGUUUGAUCUGAAAGAUGAACGAACCAAACAACGAUCGAGACUGUAACGAUUCGGUAAAGGUUGCUGUACGAAUCAGGCCAUUGGUCGAGUCAGAAAUAGCUAGAGGAUGCAACAAUGUUUUAGAAGUUAUACCUUCAUUACAACAAGUUCAGGUGGCAGAUAAAGCCUUCACAUACAAUUACGUCUACGAUUGUGAAUCAACACAGGAAGAAUUUUACAACAGUUGUUCCAAGAAGUUAAUUACCAACUUGUUUAAGGGGUACAAUGUGACCAUAUUGGCUUAUGGACAAACAGGCUCUGGAAAAACUUAUACCAUGGGUACUUGUUAUGAUGGUGAGGGUGAAAUGGGAAUUAUACCCCGGGCAAUACACGACAUUUUUACCUACGUCCGCGAUAAUUUUUCUUAUGAUUUUACUGUAACGGUAACGUUUAUGGAACUUUAUCAGGAGACACUGUACGAUUUAUUGUCAAAAAAACCGAAAGAUCAGUGUAAUGUCGAAAUUAGAGAUGACGGAAAAAAUAUAUUGAUUCCUAACUUAACAGAAGAAACCGUUGAUAGUGCUCAUAAAGCUUUGGAGUUUUUAAGAAUCGGUUCUUUGUCUCGGGUAGUGGGAUCCACUAAUAUGAAUGCCCAAAGUAGUCGUAGUCAUGCAAUUUUUACCAUUAACCUAUGCAUGCAAAAGAAAGAUGACAGUAACCAAAACAAGGCUGCAAAGUUUCAUUUGGUAGAUCUAGCCGGUUCAGAAAGAUCAAAGAAAACUGGAGCAACUGGACAAACUUUUAAAGAAGGCAUAAAUAUAAAUAAGGGAUUACUUGCCCUUGGAAAUGUCAUAUCUGCUUUGGGAGAUGAAAAACUGCAAGCGGGUUAUAUCUCUUACAGAGACAGCAAUUUGACAAGACUAUUAAAAGAUUCUCUUGGAGGUAAUAGCAUCACAUUAAUGAUUGCUUGCGUUAGUCCAGCUGAUUAUAAUCUAGAAGAGACGCUAUCAACUUUGCGAUAUGCUGAUAGAGCAAGAAAAAUUAAGAAUAAACCUAUUGUCAAUCAAGAUCCAAAAAUUGCAGAGAUAAAUCGUUUGAAAAAGACAAUACAGCAGCUGCGUUUGGAAUUAAUUGGUCAAGGUGGUCCCAUAGUUUGUCAAGGUGAAAUAGACACGAUUAGAAAAGAAAAUGACCANUUUUAUAAUAAUUACUAUUACUUAUUUCCUAUUCUACAUAACCACAAAAAAAACACAAAAUUGAAGACGUAUAGCAUAGAUAGACAUAUAGAUAAUUUAAACGUAGACCACCUGAACUGUAGCACAAUAAUCAUAGAUAAUACAACUUUUGUGAUUUAUUGGAACUACUAG
This is a messenger RNA of Agrilus planipennis (emerald ash borer), 1451 nucleotides long. Its product is annotated as chromosome-associated kinesin KIF4-like. Gene Ontology annotation, biological process: microtubule-based movement; mitotic spindle organization. Gene Ontology annotation, molecular function: ATP binding; microtubule binding; microtubule motor activity. The coding region runs from base 120 to 1451 and encodes 443 amino acids. The transcript is spliced from 6 exons. NCBI's taxonomy places the organism in Eukaryota, Metazoa, Arthropoda, Insecta, Coleoptera, Buprestidae. The record is from RefSeq and is a predicted model, not a curated record.